GCGGGACUUCCGGCGCGGCGCCGCCUUGCCUGGACUGUAACUGGAGAGCCGGCUGCUCUCUAAGCCGACAGAAAUGGACUCAGAAAACAAGGAAGAAAUUCCUAUACAUGAGGAAUUCAUUUUAUGUUGUGGAGUUGAAACCCAGGUUAUAAAAUGUGGACCCUGGACUGAUCUCAUAAAUGAUCAGAGUGGAAACAGGCCUAAGCUGCUUAUCUUCAUUAUUACUGGUAAUCCAGGUUUUUGUUCCUUUUAUGUGCCAUUUGCCAAGACCUUGUAUUCUUUAACAAAUAAACGCUUUCCCGUUUGGACUAUCAGUCAUGCUGGACAUGCCAUGGUCCCCAAAGACAAGAAGAUUCUUGAGACCUCAGAUGAGUCAAAUGCUCAAGAAUUCCCAGACAUCUAUGGACUCCGUGGUCAAGUAGAACAUAAGCUGGCUUUCCUGAAAGCUCACGUACCCAAAGAAAUGAAACUUGUGCUCAUUGGCCAUUCAAUAGGAUGCUAUAUGUCCCUUGAGAUUUUGAAGAUUGCUCCUGAACUCCCAAUAAUCCGCUCCUUUCUGCUCUUCCCGACGAUUGAGCGAAUGUCUGAGUCCCCCAAUGGAAGGAUCGCCACUCCACUCCUGUGUUGGCUUCGCUACGUUCUCUACGUCUCUGGCUACAUGCUGCUGAAACCAUUCCCGGCGUUUAUCAAGUCCUUACUCAUUAGAGUCGGCCUUCAGCUGCUGAACAUAGACAACGAGUUUUACAACCUGAAUUUAUUUGAACCGUUCUGCCUCACCAAUGCAGCCUACCUUGGGGGCCAAGAAAUGAUGCAGGUGGUGGAAAGAGACAACGAAACCAUAAGAGAACAUUUAUCUAAGCUCACAUUUUACUAUGGUACUAUAGAUCGUUGGUGUCCAGUAAGGUACUAUGAAGACAUAAAGAAGGAUUUUCCAGAAGGAGAUAUUCGACUCUGUGAGAAAAAAAUACCUCAUGCAUUUGUCCUCAGGGAUCAUCAGGAAAUGGCCACGAUGGUAGCUGACUGGCUAAAGGAUGAUCUGUCCAAAAUAUAAGCACUGCCACAAACUACCAGACUGACAGCUAAUGAGUGGUAGCAGUGUGCUGCCUCUUCGCAGUAAUAGCAUACUUAGUUGGUAAUUACUUGAUUUUAAUGUUUGACACUAGAAGGAAAAAUUUGAGAAUCACUUGGCUUCAAAAUAACCAGCUCUCCCGAAACCAAUGUAAUGUUAAAUGUCAGUUAUACCUCAAAAAGACCAGCUCUUAGCCCUACCCUGUGCUUCCAGCUGAAGUAAGCACCAGUGAUAAAAUAAUCCACAGGUUUGAAAAUGCAUUUUCUGGGGCUGGAGCAAUAGCACAGUGGGUAGGGUGUUUGCCUGGCACACGGCCGACCCGGGUUCUGUUCCCAGCAUCCCAUAUGGUCCCCCGAGCACCACCAGGAGUAAUUCCUGAGUGCAUGAACCAGGAGUAACCCCAGUGCCUCACUGGGUGUGACCCAAAAAGCAAAAAAAAAGAAGAAAGGAAAGAAAAUGCAUUUUCCCAGGCUCAGAAAGGCUUGCAACAAGAUGCCCUGUGGCACUCUCCAUUUUUUUAGAUAGGCAGGAUCCUGGUAGACAAAAGGAAGUCCAAAUGUAGUUGAUACUUAUAGAAUAACAACAGUAUAGAUUAGGCCCUAGGAAAUAUAAAAGAUGGGUGAAUGCUAAUUGUUCAGGAGGUCUUUGAAGACUGAGAUCAUGUGGAAGAGAGAUUCAGUUCCACCAGCAGGAAGCAGAGAGCCAAGGGGAAUCCAGGCAGUGGACCCAGAGCUCCCUGAAGGACAGCUGGAGACCGGCCGAGCCGGACCUCAUCAGAACCAGACUGAUUACUGAGACAGCCCCCAGCCCCACUGGUCACUUUUGGUGGCACACACCAAGUCAGCAUUUGGUCUGGCCACUGGUAGCGUCAGCCAUAGCAGAACCAGCAAUAGGAGAGGCACUGCUUGUGUCCAGCUCUCGAAGCUUCCCCGAGGUGUGUGGCAUUCGCAUCUGCCUGCCAUGGAUGGAGGAGGAGACCCACCAGCCAGGGCUCUAGUCAGCUUACCAGAGAUGAACUGUUCCAGGUCCCGCCCAGGCCAUUCAGCCCAAGGCAGCUUCAAGCUCUGUGCCAGGGGCUGAGCUCGCUCGGGGGCGUCUGCACCCAGGACAGGGAGGCAGCGGGUGCCCCAAACCACGCCUCAAGCCUGUGGUUAACAUAUGCACAUGCCGUGCAUGUGUGGUGUGUGUGUGUUUCUUUUCCAUAAAACUGCAUGGAAGAUGAACUGUGAGCCAAGCACUGUGCUCAGGAGUGAGGACAGAGUUCUGAGCCACAUUGGGAUUCUCCUGAAAAUCUUCAAGUGAUGAAAAAAAUCCUCAGAUUUCUUCAGGAUUACCAUAAAUGAGUUCUCCAUCUCCACAUUAGCUUUGUUCGAUAUUGCUCUAUCGGUGAACCCAAACAAGUCCCUCCAUUCUGUAGCUUCAUGUUUUCUGGGGGCCCGGGGGCCCGGCCAGCAUGCUCCCUGCCCGGGAAGGACCUGCAGUGCCUCUGCUUCCCCCCACACCCACCCAGCCCCUGGUGCAGAGCCGUUCAAUGCCACUGCUUCCUUGACCACUGAGGAUGGAUCAGAAACGCUUGGUAGUCUCCUAGAGAGAACCCCCCCCCCAGCCCAUGGCACUUGCCUUCCUUCAGCACCCCCAAAUGCCAUCGUUCCCCUCAAAGCUCAAAGCCCCUAGGAAGAAAGAACCAGCUCUGGUGCUGCCAGCCUCCUGGAGAGGGCUGGCUGAGCUGCCAUCGUUAGGCACAACUUGUACUGCAGAAAGAGAGAAUGACUUCUCGAGGGGCCAGAUGAGCCCCUGACAGAGACAAUACGGCCGGGGGAGGGGACAGGAGACCCGGAGGCAGGCACAGAAGUCACUGUUGGCAUCUGUGUGAGGAGGGCACAGAAGUAUGUGAGCCCCGCAGGAGCUAUGGGGGCGACUCCCCACUCCUUCCCCCACGCACGGAAGCCAUCUCGGGUCACUCAGGCUGCCUGGGUUCGGAAUCACUUCUGAGUACAUGGCGGUUCUCUUAGCAUGAUUUCACAUUACUCCAUUAUUUCAAAAGUCCACCAGCUUGCGGUUGUUUAUGGUCAGUUUGGGGAGUUUAAACAUAAUAAAAAGUAAAGUGAUCUCGGCAAAGGGCAGAGCCUUGUUUUCUGACACCUAAACAUCAGAUUGAAUUUUUGAAAUAAAUGCUUGCACCACGCUUGUGACCUUGCCUGGCUGCUCUUGGCAUGUGUGGGGCGGGGCAGACCCUGAGCAGUCCGAGCGUCCCUGGGUUAGCGUCUCUCUGUCCAGCCGGAAACCUCCUUGCUCACUCAGUGCUGCUCUGAGAGAAGAAACAGCUCUCAGUCCGAGGCUGACGUUUCAUGAGGAAUGAAAAGCUACGUGCAUGCAUGCAUAGGGAUGAGGUAGAUUAGGACAUGUGAGCACUGGAGGCUGGACUGUCUGUGGGGUUUGUUUUUGUUUGUUUGUUUUUUUUUUGUUUCAUUUGGGGGCCAUACUCUGUGGUGCUCAGAGAUUGCUGCUGGUGGGCUUGGGGGAUCAUAUGGGGUCCUAGAGAUUGAACCCCUGUCAACCACGUGCCAGGCAAGUGCUCUACCUCCUGUACUAUCUCCAGCCUCUGUGUGACAUUUGAGUUGCUUCAUCUGAUUUGGCCUCGGAACCUUCAUUUAUAAGACAGACUUAAUGAUAAGGCCUUCCUCAGAGCAUUGAAAGAAUACUUUGAAAGAACUAGGGUGUUAAAAUUAAACUGUCUACCCAAGAGCAUGUUCUCAAUAAAGAUUGGAUAUAAUAAUUAUUCUUAUCGAGUAUCAUCACAAUACAACACAAAUAAGCAGAAGACUUCAGUUGAUAAGGGGUGGAUAUAAUCCAUGUUCAGAGCAUUUUUGCCAGUACAUCCCAGUGAGCCACCAUUAGUCCUUGCUGGUGGCCUGAUGUCCUAUGGGCCUGUCUAGAGUCACAGGAAAGAGUAAGGUGGGGACCGUGGCUCUUGUGACCCCAAUGUCUGGUGGCAGAGCCCUCUCUCCGUCCACUUCUCCCUCCAGCAGCCUUCCAAGGCUUUGUUUCUCCUCAUCCUGUAUUGUUAGAAGGUAAGGAGGAACAUGAGGAACAUGAUGAGGAGACCAAGAAACAUGACAUUGCCACAUGGGAUUCCCGGGUCAUUAAUAAUGUUUUCAUUAUUUUUUAAAAAAUUAUAUAUAUAUAUGGACAGCUUGGAGCUAUACUAGCGGAGAGUGAGAGAUGGGUUUUGAUUUCCUGAUUUCAGUUGUUGGUUUCUGAUUCACAGUGUUUAAUCAUGGAGAAGCAGGGAAAUACCUCUGGUGAUGUAUCCAAAGCAUGAGCUCUGUUGUUGAUUUUUCUUUCCAAUGGCUCAAAAAAUAAGAAAUACUCUUUGUACUUUACCUGCAGCUUUUUCAUAUGUUUACUUUUGAAAUUAAUAAAA
Molecule: messenger RNA, 4493 nt
Organism: Sorex fumeus (smoky shrew)
Lineage: Eukaryota; Metazoa; Chordata; Mammalia; Eulipotyphla; Soricidae
Gene: LDAH
Product: lipid droplet associated hydrolase
Exons: 7
Coding region: 74-1051 (325 amino acids)
Biological process (GO): lipid storage
Cellular component (GO): lipid droplet
Molecular function (GO): lipase activity
Source: RefSeq, a predicted model, not a curated record